AUGGUUGCUAAGAGGAGAACGACGUUGAGGAAUAAGGCGGCUGCCGCUGCGGUUGCUUCGAAUGCCAACAAUGAGGAUGUGGAGAAUAUUGUAGUGGAAACUAGUCCGAGGCCGUUUCUGCAUCAGCCUAGGGAAUCUAAGAAGGACAAGCAGAAUAAUAAGCAGCAGAACUUUCUAAACAGAGUUUUGGCGAAAGCUACGGGACAAGAUCAAUUCGCUGGGAUAUCAAAGUCUGCUGUAAGGCGUCGAAAGAGGAAGCUGCGGGAGGAUUUGAAGCCCAAGAUGGGCGAUCUUUUGACCUCGUUAGGGCAGGAGGAUGAUUUAAAAGAGCAUGUGCAAGAGGAAAUUGUUGAUGAGAAAGUACAGGUCGAGGAACCAAGGAGAAAUGUGACAAAGAUUGUCUCGAUUAAAAAUCAGGACCAUGCAGACCCAGGUUUUGUCAAAAUACGGAAGAAUGAACCCAAUAUAAGGAAUCAAAAGGGUGCUAAGGUGCUGUCCAUCAGGGAAACCACUAGAAUGAAUAAUGUUCUGCAUAACGCUAGCUUUCAACAAAAUCCUUUUGGUGCAUUGAGAGAUGUGAUAAAGAUGCAACAAGACGGGAGUUAA
Molecule: messenger RNA, 606 nt
Organism: Torulaspora delbrueckii
Lineage: Eukaryota; Fungi; Ascomycota; Saccharomycetes; Saccharomycetales; Saccharomycetaceae
Gene: SLX9
Product: Slx9p
Exons: 1
Coding region: 1-606 (201 amino acids)
Biological process (GO): maturation of SSU-rRNA from tricistronic rRNA transcript (SSU-rRNA, 5.8S rRNA, LSU-rRNA)
Cellular component (GO): preribosome, small subunit precursor; 90S preribosome; nucleolus
Source: RefSeq, a predicted model, not a curated record